Carlito syrichta (Philippine tarsier) is the source of this 2026-nucleotide messenger RNA. It is a transcript of the gene TC2N, whose product is annotated as tandem C2 domains, nuclear. NCBI's taxonomy places the organism in Eukaryota, Metazoa, Chordata, Mammalia, Primates, Tarsiidae. The transcript is spliced from 11 exons. The record is from RefSeq and is a predicted model, not a curated record. The coding region runs from base 60 to 1532 and encodes 490 amino acids. Gene Ontology annotation, cellular component: nucleus.
CAGGUUAAUAUUAAAAUUGGAAGUUUGUAUUUUUUGCUGGACACUGGAAAUUGAAUGUAAUGGCAACAGAAUUUAUGAAGAGUUGCUGCAGAGGGUGUUUCUAUGGUGAAACAGACAAGCACAACGUUUCUUUGGAAAGAGACUUUAAAGCAGCAGUCUCAAAUAGUGAGAAUACUACCAUCUGUACACCUCCCUUGACAUCUGUUUUUGUGAAGCCUCAGGUUGGCUGUACUGAGGAUUAUUUACUUUCCAAAUUACCAUCUGAUGGCAAAGAAGUACCAUUUGUGGUGCCCAGGUUUAAGUUAUCUUAUGUUCAGCCGAGGACACAAGGGACUCCUUCACAUCUGGAAGGACUUGAAGGAUCUGCCAGAGCGUCUUUUGGAGAUAGAAAAGUAGAACUUUCUGGUUCAUCCCAGCAUGGCCCCAGCUAUGACGUGUAUAACCCGUUCUACAUGUAUCGGCACAUAUCCCCAGACCUGGGCCGGCGCUUCCCUCCUCAGGCAGAAGCAACGAGACUGUAUGGAUCAGUUUGUGAUUUAAGAACCAACAAACUUCCCAGUUCUCCUGGGCUAAGCAAAUCUAUGUUUGAUCUUUCAAGUUCAUCUCAGCGAUUCAUCCAGAGACAUGAUUCAUUGUCCAGUGUACCCAGCAGUUCUUCUUCAAGGAAGAAUUCUCAGGGGAGUAACAGGAGCCUGGAUACAAUUACUCUCUCAGGAGAUGAAAGAGAUUUUGGGAGACUGAAUGUGAAAUUGUUUUAUAAUUCUUCAGUAGAACAGAUCUGGAUUACAGUUUUACAGUGUAGAGAUUUAAGUUGGCCCUCUAGUUAUGGAGAUAUUCCUACUAUUUCUGUGAAAGGAAUACUAACAUUACCCAAACCAGUGCAUUUCAAGUCUUCAACCAAGGAAGGGUCCAGUGCUGUUGAAUUUAUGGAAACUUUUGUAUUUGCCAUUAAACUUCAAACUCUGCAAACUGUAAGGCUUGUAUUUAAGAUUCAAACCCAGGCUCCCAGGAAGAAAACCAUUGGAGAAUGUUCACUAUCACUCAGAACGCUUAGCACACAGGAAAUGGAUUACUCUUUGGAUAUAACACCACCGUCAAAAAUUUCUGUUUGUCACGCGGAACUUGAGCUGGGGACUUGUUUUCAAGCAGUGAACAGCAGGAUUCAGUUACACAUUCUUGAGGCACAGUAUCUUCCAAGUUCAUCGACACCUCUGACUCUGAGUUUUUUUGUGAAGGUGGCCAUGUUCAGCUCAGGAGAGCUGAUUUAUAAGAAGAAGACCCGCCUGCUGAAGGCCUCCAGUGGGAGAGUCAAGUGGGGCGAGACCAUGGUUUUCCCACUUACACAGAAUGAACAGGAUGUCGUGUUUCUCGUGAAGCUUUAUAGUCGAAGCUCUGUCAGAAGACGGCACUUCGUGGGCCAGAUUUGGAUAAGUGAAGACAGUAACAACAUUGAAGCAUCAAACCAGUGGAAAGAGACUGUUAGAAAUCCAGAAAAGGUUGUUACCAAGUGGCACAAAUUAGAUCCAUCCUGAAGACUUCUUUAAUUUAGUGAAGAACUUGAAAUUCCUUUAGAAGACUUACAAUUCCAAUUUGCUACUAAUGAGAAGAGACAAAUCAAUACACUUGUCAGUUGAUUUAUGGAGGCCAUAAUUAUAAGAUGUAGUAGAUCUGGUAGAAAACUAAACUUGGUAAAAAAAUAUAAUGAAUUUUAGCAGAUAUCCCAAAUGAAGGAAAUGUUUUAAAACUACCAAACAGACACAGUACAAUAAGAGGGUAGUAUUAUUAGGACAUGUAAGCAAAUAAUACAGCCUAUGAGUAUAUCAUCCAUAGAUAGUUCUUUCUGCAUUUUUUUUUUUUUUUUUUUGCCUUUGUUUUUUAAGCUUUACCUAGAUAUUCAAAACCUGGUAUAGUGAGUCACUGAAUGGUCGGACAUUUAGAAGACUUUACCAUUAUUUUAGUGAUUAGAUCUUUGUUCUACUGUUUACCUCUUGCUACAUAUUUUCUCUCAGUAAAAAUUAAUUCAAUC